Messenger RNA from Oryzias latipes (Japanese medaka), 3229 nucleotides. It is a transcript of the gene vps11, whose product is annotated as VPS11 core subunit of CORVET and HOPS complexes. NCBI's taxonomy places the organism in Eukaryota, Metazoa, Chordata, Actinopteri, Beloniformes, Adrianichthyidae. Gene Ontology annotation, molecular function: protein-macromolecule adaptor activity; protein binding. Gene Ontology annotation, biological process: intracellular protein transport; organelle fusion; vesicle-mediated transport. Gene Ontology annotation, cellular component: endosome; HOPS complex. The record is from RefSeq and is marked provisional.
AAAAUCCAGAAAAGAAGAAGAAGAAGAAACGUCACAUGACAAGGUGCUGCUGAGGCUUAAGCUAACGUGAUGGCAGCGUUCUUACAGUGGCGGAAAUUUGUGUUCUUUGAUAAGGAAGCUGUGUCAGAUCCCCUUGACAAUGGCAAAAAGUUUGUUCUUCCUAAAGGAAUAUCAGCAAGUGACUCCGGCCGCGGUCUUCUCGUUCUUGGAGAUAUGGAAGGCAGAAUCUGGCUGGUGACCCGAUCACUGCAGCUGACGUCAUUUCAGGCCUACAAGCUGCGCGUGACGCACCUGUACCAGCUGAAGCAACACAGCAUCCUCGUGUCAGUGGGUUUGGACGAGCACGGAAUAAACCCACUCGUUAAGGUCUGGAACCUGGACAAGAGAGACAGUGGAAAUCCGCUCUGCACCAGGAUUUUUCCUGCAAAUCUUGGCACCAAACCAACAGAAGUGUCCUGUCUCAGUAUACAUGAAAACCUUAACUUCAUGGCUAUUGGGUUUACAGAUGGCAGCGUUGUUUUGACCAAAGGUGACAUCACAAGAGAUCGACACAGUAAGACUGUGACUCUACAUGAGGGAAGUAGUCCAGUCACUGGCCUUGCCUUUCGUCAAGUGAAAUCUACCCAUUUAUUUGUUGCUACUCUGGAGAAAGUCUAUUGCUUCACCCUGUCCACGAAGGAGUAUCCAAAAGUAGAGCUGGAUUCUCAUGGCUGUGCGCUGCGUUGCUCAUCUUUGGCAGAUCCAUCUCAGGAUUCCCAGUUUAUUGUAGCUGGUGAUGAAUGCAUUUAUUUAUACCAGCCAGAUGGAAGAGGACCAUGCUUUGCUUUUGAUGGGCAGAAGCUUUUGGCUCACUGGCAUCGUGGGUAUUUGUUCUUAGUCAUCAAAGAUGUGAAGUCACCCAACAAAACAGGGUUUGGCGGAGGGGAGAUCUCACCAUCAGAGAAACAGCUUUUAACCGUCUAUGACCUGGACAACAAAUUCAUUGCCUAUAGUUUCUGUUUUGAUGAUGUUAUUGAUGUAGUGGCAGAAUGGGGCUCCUUUUACAUUUUAACUAGAAGUGGAACAAUGUUUCUUCUACAAGAGAAGGACACACAAACCAAACUGGAGAUGCUCUUCAAGAAGAACCUGUUUGUGAUGGCUAUAAACCUGGCUAAGAGCCAGCAUCUGGACAGUGAUGGACUGUCAGAGAUUUUUCGACAGUAUGGUGAUCACCUGUACUUGAAGGGAGACCAUGAUGGCGCCAUCCAGCAGUACAUUCGCACGAUUGGCAAGUUGGAGCCUUCAUAUGUUAUUAGAAAAUUCUUGGAUGCACAGCGGAUCCACAACUUAACAGCUUACUUACAAGCCCUUCACAGGAAGUCACUGGCCAAUGCAGAUCACACCACAUUGCUACUGAACUGUUACACCAAGCUAAAGGACAGCUCCAAGCUGGAAGAAUUCAUUAAGAGCAGUGAAACUGAGGUGUGCUUUGAUGUUGAGAUUGCCAUCAAGGUUCUUCGCCAGGCUGGCUACCAUCGCCCUGCUGUGUACUUGGCUGAAAAGCACAAACAUCACGAAUGGUAUAUGAAAAUCCAGUUGGAAGACCUCAAGAACUAUCAGGAAGGUCUACAUUACAUUGGAUGUCUGCCUUUUGAACAAGCUGAAAGCAACAUGAAACGUUACGGAAAAACACUGAUGCAUCAUGUACCUGAAGGUGCUACAUUGCUCCUUAAAAAUAUAUGUACCAACUACUAUCCUACUGGAGAGGCUGUCAGCGUGGACCAUUGUCAAGUUAACAAGGCAAAUUCUGAGGAAUUUAUUCCCAUUUUUGCAAAUAAUCCCAGAGAGUUGAAAGCCUUCCUAGAGCAUAUGAUCAAGGUGGACUCCUGUUCUCCCCAAGGUGUGUAUGACACACUGCUGGAACUUCGGCUGCAGGACUGGGCACAUGAAGAAGAUCUUGAGAAAAAAAAAAUUCUUCAGGGGGAAGCUGUGUCCCUUCUGAAGAGUGACAACACUCUAUUUGACAAGGCCCUGGUUCUUUGUCAAAUGCACAACUUUAAAGAAGGCAUCCUCUACCUUUACGAGAAAGGCAAACUGUAUCAACAAAUCAUGCACUAUCACAUGCAGAAUGAGGAGUAUGGCAAAGUAGUAGAAGUUUGCAAGCAUUAUGGAGACCAAGAAGGUUGCCUUUGGGAGCAGGCGCUUGGAUACUUUGCCAAGAAGGAAGAGGACUGCAAGACUUUUAUCAGUGAAGUCUUACACCACAUUGAUCAAAAAAACUUGAUGCCUCCAUUACUUGUUGUGCAGACACUGGCACACAACUCUACAGCCACUCUCUCAGUAAUCAAGGAAUACCUCAUCAAUAAGCUGAAGAGAGAGAGCCAGCAAAUAGAGGCAGAUGACAAAAAGAUUUCCCAGUACCGCGAGGAAACGUCUGUCCUCCGUUCUGAGAUAAAGGAGCUCAAAACAAGUGCAAAGAUAUUCCAGAAGACCAAGUGCAACAUGUGCAACAGCCCUUUGGAGCUACCUUCUGUUCAUUUCCUGUGCAGUCACUCUUUUCACCAACAUUGCUUUGAGAGCUAUGCAGAGAGUGAGGCAGAAUGUCCAACCUGCACUCCAGAGAACCGAAAAGUCAUGGACAUGUUGCGUUCUCAGGACCAGAAGCGUGAUCUUCAUGACCACUUCAACCGACAGUUGCGCAUCUCUAAUGACGGUUUCUCAGUCGUCGCAGACUAUUUUGGUCGAGGAGUGUUUAACAAGCUGACUCUGGUCACUGACCCCCCUGGUAGCAAGACUGUUGGAAGUCUAGAAGUUGACCUGCAGAGAGAUCUUCUCAUCCAUACCAAGAAAAAUAAUUAGAAAUCUCCAUUUAUGAGAUUGUUCAUGUCGGAAGCUGAAGUUUUCCUGUCCUAUUCAGGAAGUGUCUAAUGUAUUUUACCCCAAAGAUGCCAUUUAAUAUCAUGUCAAAUGCUGAAGCUUCUUUUGGUGCUUUUGGUGGACAUUUUUGCUCAACUGUGUUGAACUUGAUAGUGUUAAUUACUAGACAUUAUGACAGUUGUGUGUUUUAUAACCCCACUAAAUCACAGUAAAAAAAACAAAAAAAAAACAGGUAAGAGCCAUGCUUAUUUUUUGGUUUCCUUUAAAUGGGGAUUAUAAAAGAAAAAAAUGUAUUGUUGUCUGCCAUCUUUAAGGAAGAAUAAUAACGUAUCAUUCCGUGUAAAAUAAAAAAUGAAGAGUUGGCAUUGGUAUA